This is a messenger RNA of Fusarium fujikuroi IMI 58289, 723 nucleotides long. RefSeq lists its product as uncharacterized. NCBI's taxonomy places the organism in Eukaryota, Fungi, Ascomycota, Sordariomycetes, Hypocreales, Nectriaceae. Bases 1 to 723 code for a protein of 240 amino acids. The record is from RefSeq and is a predicted model, not a curated record. The transcript has a single exon.
AUGAAGCUCACUUCCAUCAUACUCGGCACCCUCGCCGUUGGGCAGGUACUUGCUGCUGACUUCAACCUUCACGCAACCUACACGGAUGAGUUGGUCAACGUGGGCAACCUUGAUUCCUUCUGGAGCGUCUGGAACCGCAUGUACGAUGUGUCCGACGACAAGGGCGGCCUCUCCGACCACACCACUUGGCAGUACACCGGCAACUGCAACUCUGGGUACGACAAACCAAAGACAUCUGUCCGAGUCCAGCUCGAUGGGCAGUGGGGAGUAGUCGGCAAAGUCAGCGGCUGGCAGAUGCGAGAUGCCCUCAUCCAAGCUAUGUGGGCAACUGUCCAGGCAGCUGGUCAGCAGAACCAGUACCCCGUCUACACAGACUGCAGCGGCUUUACCUGGCAGGAAUCUACUCCGAACAACAAAAAUGCUGCUUGUGGUCGGGCUACCACGAAGAAGGUCUACUGCCCCUGCGAGUACAUGGUAGAGUGCCAGAAGUUUAGCUGGGGCCGCAAGCUCCCGUCCCAGGUCCGCAUCAACGUCUACAACAGGGACGGGUCUCUCCGUGCGGAUAUGUACCAGAUCAAGAUCGGCGCCCAGACCUUGAGGGGCGAGAGCGGUUGCGGGAAAGCUGGCGCCAUUGCUGAGGUGCUGGCUAGCUUCGUCCCAGGUGUUGGCCAGUACUUCGACAAGGGUAUCAAGAUCGCAUGCCGACAAGGAAGUCUCUGGUAA